This is a messenger RNA of Symbiodinium natans, 1542 nucleotides long. NCBI's taxonomy places the organism in Eukaryota, Dinophyceae, Suessiales, Symbiodiniaceae. The record is from the annotation of a GenBank genome assembly.
AUGUGGGUCAACAAGGUCUUGGGGUUCGCCGCGGGAGUCGGUGCCCUCCAUUGCUCCUCGCCGCAAGAGACAUGGGAAUACGUUCGCUACCUAGACCAAGACAUUUCUGCAGUGAGCCCCUUGCCUCGCGAGGGCCGCGAGCUCUUGUAUCAGCUCUGGCGAUCGCUGGGAGGGAGCCCUGCCGACCGUGCCGAAAACAUAGCGAAGUGUGCACCAGGCAUGGCCGCAAUCAUGCUCCACUCAUUGCCCUUCAUCGACCGGGACGAAGGCGAGGCGGUCGCCGCGGAGGUCUACCGCCAGGCUGAACGCUUGGCACUUUCCACAGGAUGGAGUGACACGAGCGACAGGUGGAUCGUGAAUCUGACUUGGCACGAAGCCGCACCCAAGCUUCUUGGCCUGGAGCCUUUGCCAGAUGCUCAAAGCUGCACCGAUUCAAGCACGGCAAGCAAGCGACCCAGCUUCUACGUCUACGACACUGGCGACUACGCGCGACCGCUCUUAAGCUGUGCCUCCGGGAUGGAAGGUUCAGAGGUGAUGCUUCACCGAUUCCUGCUCCGAAGCCGGUGUCGAACCCUAAGCCCAGACGACGCUGACUUCUUUUACGUGCCAUUCUACUCCUUUUGCUUCCAGAACUUGCACAUCAAGCCCGGCACGGAGACUGAGGAGCUGGACAAACACAACAUCGCAGUAGUCAAAUCCCUGGACUACUUUGACGUAUACCGCAGAAGGCAGCACAUCUUCCACUUCGCCCAUGAGUUCUGGGACUUCCCAUCCUGGGAGGCUUACGUGGCCAGGUCCAAGAUCUUUGCGGUGGAAGCAAACCCACUGAUCGACGUCGAAAACUAUCGCCACUGUGUCUCUUGCUUCGAUGCCUGGAAAGACGUGGCUGUCCCUGGCCAUACAGAUGCCUGGGCCAUGCGCAAACUUCGUGAGCGUGGGCGGAAGCUGAGCAGCGCGCGCCGCUAUCGCUUCUGUUUCCAUGGGGCGAUGCGGCAUGAACUCUACGAGAGGACGCACGCUCAAGGCAGACUGUUCAACGGGAGCCGCGCCGCGGAUACACGGAGGCAAAUACAGAGGUUGGCCAGCGAGUCAGAUGCGAGCAUUGGACCGCACAUCACUCCACUUCUGGACUACUAUGAGCGCGUGGGGGAUUGCAGUUUUUGCUUGGUGCCAAAAGGCGUUGGCUACACCAACGGACGCCUUUUUGAGGCCUUCUUUGCAGGCUGCAUCCCUGUCAUCUUGUCGGAUGCCAUGGUGGUGCCUUUCCAAGGGUUCCUUCCAUGGCCAGACUUCAGCAUCAAGCUUCCCAUGGACGAUGUGGGCCGGGCUGUCCGCCUGCUGCGGACGAUGCCAGCAGCAAGGGUCGACCAGAUGCAGGAGAGUUUAUGGGAGAAUGCUUGUUGGUUCGACUACUAUUCCUCGGAUCCAGCGUGUUCUCCAUACGAGGGUGUUCUGCGCGUUCUCGAAAUGCAGCAGGAGAAGCCCCGCUGGGAGAUUCGCCAGCUGCCGCUCUUUUGGGCACCAGAAGGCUUGUGGCAAUAG